UAGUCGCUUCAUGUUUCACAAACCGGGAUAAGUUCCGGCCUUUUGAUCAAUACCAUAUAGUUAGCUGGCUUUAGUAAGAGAAUCUUGAGGUCGAUGAUGUCGAAACCUGUUUUAAAUCUGUUGUCCAGAUCCAGAAGGACAGUACGAACUCGUUUUUGUCUGGAUUUCAAGGUACAGUGGUAGAUAUUGGAGGUACACCAAAAUUUAGGCAUUAAUUUUCAUUAGAAGUUGCUUGUAAGAAACUGAGAUGCUUAUUGUUGAUUGAUGAAAAGUAGAAAACAAAGAAUUUUAAGGAAAUAAGGGUUUUGUAUUCUACUACACGCAUGCUCUCUAUAAAAGGGGUCAACUAGGGGAGGUUCAAGCCAUUUAAGGUCUUCAGUUUAUUAACAGCCGCUUAACUGACAACUGACAAAUAGACAAAAUAGACCCUCGUUUCCGCUUUUUGAUUUCGACUUGCAAAAAGGUAAAGAGUUAACUUAUUUUUCAUACCAAGCAAUAUCACUUGUUCAAGUCGCUGUUGGCAGAAACAAAUGUGGUGAGAGGGGAGGGGAGGGAAGGAACGGCCGUCUACAUCUAAGCAUAAUUACUAGAGGGUAGCAAAAAAUUACAUGUUUAUAGUGGGGCUGUGAUAAGCCGUCCAGAGGAUUUUUCUCGCCAUUGCGUGAACAUGCAAUUAUGUAUAAGAUACCGCGCAACUUAUUUGAUUUGUUUGAGGGGGUAACCGAGGCCUACGAACAGUCUUCCGGUGAGGACGAAAGAAAAAAUGAAAAAAAAAAAAAGGAAAACGAGAGCGAAACUGAAGAAUUCGGAGAGCGAAGCGAUCGGGGGCUGGGCUUCGUUCGCGCUCGCCGGGAGGCAGUGGGUUACCCGGUGGGGUGAUGUUGUUCGAGUCCCAGUCCCUUCGCACGUCGAGACUGUUGAUGGAGAACUUUGAUGAGCGGUUGUUGUCCUUGCAAGAAGUUCAAAGACACAACAAAGUUGAUGAUGCUUGGAUAGUAAUUGAUGGAAAGGUUUAUGAUGUCUCAAGCUAUGUAUCAAUUCAUCCCGGGGGGAAAGCGAUUCUAAGAAAUGUGGGAGGAGACGCCACACAGGGAUUUCAACAACAGGCUGCCCACAGAGUCGUAAAGAACCACAUUGCAUCUUUGCUGGAGAAGUUCUACAUUGGUCGCAUAUCACCAGGACAGGAAUGUUCGAAAACUGGUUAAUGCUAAUCCAGGAUUAAAAGCGGAUUGUGCUCUUAAUUUAAUCUGUCAGUUGAUAAUGUUUUCUAUGGUUUUCUAAACUUUGAAUUCAUAGAUUAUAGUCAUCAGUUAGGUGUCCACUGAGGGGAACAUCCCUCUGUUAGGAAAUUUUGACACAAUAAUAAAGCUUAUAAUAUUUUUUUAUUAUCAUAUUGAUGUUGCACAAAGUCAACAUUAAGGACAAAAGAAAAUAGACAAAAAGUCGCUGAAAAGAUACAGAAAAAUUAAAAUCCAAAUUCAGUGUAAUCCUGGAUUAGCUUUAUAGUAUUUUGAACAGUCAAUCCCGGCAGAAGAGGAAUAUUGUGAAACAAAGUUAUCAGGGUAUGUUUAGUUCCAAAAUUUAGGCCAUUUGUGACUUGUGGUUUUGUUGACCAUACAGCUGUAGUAAAUCAAUAAAAUCCAAUAUUGGAAAAUUCAAUUGAUUCAGUUGAUAUCAAUUGCUGAUUGCUAUCGAUUGAUAAACAUCGCUAACAUUCAAUAAUUCCUGUCUCCAGGAAUAUUGAUUAUUAUUGCAUUGUGUUUUAUGAGAACAUGAAACAUAGAAAAAAGCUUCUUCUUUUACAUGCAUUGUUCCUGGUCAGUAUUUAUAGCAGCAAAGUGAUUACUGCUAUGCUACUAGAUCAUAUAUUCCCUCUGACUUACACUGAGAUCUAUUCUUACAUUUGUUCCCUAGAACAGUGACUCUUGUUUAUUUUGCUUCAUCUAAAAUGGCGAUGCUACAAUGAGACUGGAGGUUUUUACACUGCUACUCUGGCUUGAGCUUCUUCUGGUGUCGUAAAACUAGCAAAUAAGGAUGUAAAGCCUGAAAUGUUUCUUUUAGUUUGUUUCUGUUCUUGUUAUUUUGUUGAUGAUUGUAAAAGAUAUGCAGGCUAUGAUAAAAUGACUCUUUAAACCACUGCAGAAAAA
This is a messenger RNA of Orbicella faveolata, 2147 nucleotides long. RefSeq lists its product as uncharacterized. Gene Ontology annotation, cellular component: intracellular membrane-bounded organelle; membrane. Gene Ontology annotation, molecular function: heme binding. The record is from RefSeq and is a predicted model, not a curated record. Lineage: Eukaryota; Metazoa; Cnidaria; Anthozoa; Scleractinia; Merulinidae.